CAGGAAAAUAAAAAGUAUAAACUUAAAGUUUACUUUCGGCCUUUCAUGGAUUAAUUAAAUUAUUGUGACAUACAAUCUUAAUCUAAGUAAAUGUAAAAAAGAUUUAAGUUUUUAUAAUUCAAAGCUUAGGACUCCGAUAAUUUAUCGGAGCCCUAUUUUAAACUAUAUAGUGAUGAUUUACGUGACCUUUCGUGACAUUGUUGGUUACCCUACUACUUGCCAAUUUAUCAGAACACCGGAAGAUAAGCCAUCGGUUGUGGCGGAGUUGCGGUGUUGAAUUGAAUAUUCCUUGCUUAUUCGUGAAGUGGUUGUGACAAGUGCUGGACAGUAUUAAAAAAUCAAAAUGCCGCACGUUUUGGCAAAAAUAUCACUCCAGCUCUUAGCAAAAAGCAAUGUGGAUUUCCUGAACAUUGCUUCGAGGGCACAAAGUAAUAUGUGGAGCAAUGUGCCGAUGGGCCCCCCUGAUGUCAUUCUUGGGGUCGCCGAGGCCUUCAGAAAGGACAAGAGUCCUAAAAAAGUGAACCUUGGUGUCGGAGCUUACAGAGAUGACAACAACAAGCCAUAUGUUCUGCCAUCAGUGAGACAGGCAGAAGAGAUCAUCUUUAAGAAGUGUUUAAACCAUGAGUAUGCUCCGAUUGUUGGUGAUGCAACUUACUGUGAUCUCAUUGCCAAACUCGGUCUCGGCGAUAACAGUUUAGCCAUUAAAGAAAAAAGGAAUGUGACUAUUCAGUCGAUUUCUGGUACUGGUGCCUUGCGUGUUGGAUUCGAGUUCAUUGCCAAGCACUAUGGCCAUGCAAAAGAGAUUUGGAUGCCUGCACCAACAUGGGGCAACCACCCUCAGAUCUGUAACACUUUGGGCAUUGUGAACAAGAGGUACCGCUACUACGACCCUCGCACCCUCAGCUUCAAUCUAAAGGGUUGUUGCGAAGAUAUCUGCUCAAUGCCACCCGGCUCCAUUAUUCUGCUGCAUGCGUGCGCGCACAACCCCACCGGUGUCGACCCUAAACCUGAAGAAUGGCAGACAUUAUCUGAGAUCAUUAAAGAGAAGAGAAUUCUGCCCUUCUUUGACAUGGCGUACCAAGGAUUCGCGACCGGCAGCGUGGACAAUGACGCGUUCGCUGUGAGACUAUUUGAAAAACACGGACAUCAGAUCAUAUUGGCUCAGAGUUUCGCCAAGAACAUGGGAUUGUACGGCGAACGUGUCGGGGGGCUUACAAUCGUAUGCGCCGACACAGACACUGCCGCCAAGGUGAUGUCGCAAAUGAAGAUCUUAAUCCGUACGCUGUACUCGAAUCCUUCCAUCAACGGAUCGCGUAUCGUCACCGAGAUUCUCUCCAACCCUGACCUUAAGGCCCAAUGGUUAGCUGACGUAAAAGAAAUGGCUGAUCGCAUCAUCCUUAUGCGUAAGAAACUGCGCGAGGGUAUCGAGAAGCGUGGCAACAAGCAUAAGUGGAACCACAUCACCGACCAAAUUGGAAUGUUCUGUUACACUGGACUCAAACCUGAACAGGUCGAACGGUUGACUAAGGAAUUCCACAUUUACCUAACGAAGGACGGCCGUAUCUCCGUGGCUGGCAUCUGUUCAAGUAAUGUUGACUACGUCGCAGAGUGUAUACACAAGGUCACGGCGGACGCUAAACCCAGAGCCUAAUGCAGCGUGUCGAACUACAUUGGGUACUGCAUUACAUAAGCUACUGUUAUCGAAUAGUGCCGCGUCGUGUCGUGUCCGUUACGUCGUCGCAUCUUGCAUUCAAUGUACCGAAAGAGCACAGUAUUUAUGAAACCAGCUUAUUUACAUUUAAUAUUUUUAUUUUUAUUGCCUUUGUCAUAUACUUUUGUAUGUAUAUUUUAUUUUUUAAAUUAAAAUGUGGACCCCUUGUUCAUGAAAGCAUUUUGUAAAGUUUAUUUGUUUACUGAGAUUACAUAAGUAAGUGAUAAUUUUCGUAUUGAAAGAUUGUUAUACAGUUCAUGACCAAAGGGCUGAUUAAGAAA
This is a messenger RNA of Spodoptera frugiperda (fall armyworm), 1992 nucleotides long. RefSeq names its product aspartate aminotransferase, mitochondrial (gene Got2). Gene Ontology annotation, cellular component: mitochondrion. The record is from RefSeq and is a predicted model, not a curated record. The transcript has 11 exons. Bases 344 to 1651 code for a protein of 435 amino acids. Gene Ontology annotation, molecular function: L-aspartate:2-oxoglutarate transaminase activity; pyridoxal phosphate binding. NCBI's taxonomy places the organism in Eukaryota, Metazoa, Arthropoda, Insecta, Lepidoptera, Noctuidae. Gene Ontology annotation, biological process: L-aspartate catabolic process; biosynthetic process.